Zingiber officinale is the source of this 1493-nucleotide messenger RNA. Its product is annotated as ferredoxin--NADP reductase, embryo isozyme, chloroplastic-like. The record is from RefSeq and is a predicted model, not a curated record. Bases 98 to 1240 code for a protein of 380 amino acids. NCBI's taxonomy places the organism in Eukaryota, Viridiplantae, Streptophyta, Magnoliopsida, Zingiberales, Zingiberaceae. The transcript is spliced from 6 exons. Gene Ontology annotation, molecular function: oxidoreductase activity.
AAUAACGACGGGUUCAACGAGGGCUGCUUCCCUCUUCGCCGCCUCGCCCUUCUGCUUCCCCGAGCAAUUGGAGACGAUCUCCACAGAUCACGCAACGAUGGCGCACGCUCUAGGAGCUAUGGCAUCCGUCUCUGCAUCUGUUGCGCCGGAUGCAUCGCUGAGGAAGGCGGGAUUGAAGGUUCAAAACAGUUUUAGCUUCAACAAUAAAUUAUGGAUGCCAUUAACAUCAGUAUGCUUAAAAAGCAGGACAGCAUCCACAUAUCGAUGCAAAGUUGUAUCAAUGUCUGUCCAACAAACUGUCAAAAGCAAAGUCCCAGUUCAGCCCUUGGAACUUGAGAAUGCUAAAGAGCCGCCUCUUAAUCUAUAUAAGCCCAAGGAACCAUACACCACUGCAACGAUUGUUUCAGUUGAGAGGCUGGUGGGCCCAAAUGCACCUGGUGAGACAUGCCAUAUUGUGAUUGAUCAUGGAGGCAACGUGCCUUAUUGGGAAGGUCAAAGCUAUGGUGUUAUCCCUCCUGGUGAGAACCCGAAGAAGCCAGGGAAUCCUCACAAUGUCCGACUCUAUUCAAUUGCAUCAACUAGAUACGGUGACUCAUUUGAUGGAAAGACAGCCAGCUUAUGUGUCAGAAGAGCUGUUUAUUAUGAUCCCGAGACUGGGAAGGAGGACCCUUCUAAGAAUGGUAUCUGCAGUAAUUUUCUCUGUGAUUCAAAGCCAGGGGACAAGAUUCAGCUAACAGGACCCUCUGGAAAAAUCAUGCUGCUGCCAGAAGAUAACCCAAAUGCAACUCAUAUCAUGAUAGCUACAGGGACCGGAGUUGCUCCUUUCCGUGGAUACCUUCGCCGCAUGUUCAUGGAGGAUGUAACUUCCUCGUAUAAGUUUGGUGGCCUGUCAUGGCUCUUCUUGGGGGUUGCAAACUCUGACAGCCUUCUCUAUGAUGAGGAGUUCAACAGCUAUCUUAAAAUCUACCCCGAUAACUUCAGGUAUGACAAGGCACUCAGCAGGGAGCAGAAGAACAAGAGUGGUGGAAAGAUGUACGUUCAAGACAAGAUUGAGGAAUACAGUGAUGAAAUCUUCAAGCUUUUAGACAAAGGCGCGCACAUCUACUUCUGUGGUUUGAAGGGAAUGAUGCCUGGAAUUCAAGAUACACUAAAGAGAGUAGCGGAGCAGAGAGGCGAGAGUUGGGAGGCCAAGCUCUCCCAGCUGAAGAAGAACAAACAAUGGCACGUUGAGGUUUACUAGGCAAAGUUAAGGCCUCCAGUCAAAUUCUGAUUGUUGCCUAAAACAUAGGAACACAUAUUUCGUCUAUUAGCAAAUUAAUUUUCUAGAUUUAUAAGAGAGACCCUUUGAUGUGGGAAGGAAUAAGGUUUAAGUGUAGCUAAAUCAAAUAUUGUGCUCUCCGUUGUUAUUUGGGGAUCAAUUUGUAUUUCAAGUUCAUGAAUUCUUGUAUUAUGAUUUAUUAGAGAAACUUUCAAAUCUGCCAAUUCCUAAGUAA